AUGUCCACUGAACCAACAUCUAUUAAGGGUAGUGUUCAACCUCCUACUUCGAUAGAUUCUGAAAAUUCGGGUGUUGGAGCUUCAAGCCAAGCAAAUGUGACUACUGGGAAAAGAAAAGCCACUCCUCAAAGGUCAGAAGUUUGGUCUCACUUCACUAAGAUUAUUAAUAGUGAAGGUGCAAGUAAGGCUAAAUGUAAUUAUUGUCAAAAGGAAUUUUGUUGUGAUGUGAAAAAAAAUGGUACAGGGUCAUUGAAAUAUCAUAUUGGUUCAUGUAAAAAAAAUCCUAGCAAUGUUGUUGACCCUAGUCAAGGACAACUAGUUUUACCUAGAAAGGGAGUUGAAGGGGGGGAAGGGCAUCUUUCAACUUGGAGAUUUGAUCAAGAAGCAUGUAGGAAAGGAUUAGCACAAAUGAUUGUGAUUGAUGAAUUACCUUUCAAGUUUGUUGAAAGUGAAGGCUUUAAGAAGUUUAUGUUUGUGGCAUGUCCUAGGUUUCAUAUUCCUUCACGAACUACUAUGACUAGGGAUGUUUAUCAAUUGUAUUUAGAUGAAAGGGUCAAGAUAAAACAACUUUUGAGAAGUUCUUGUUCUAGAGUUUGCUUAACUACUGACACAUGGACUUCUUUUCAUAAGGGUGAGUCCAUUGGGAUGGUGAUUGAGAAAUGUUUGUUGAAUUGGGGAUUGAUAAGUUGUUUCUUUAUUCAUGUUGAUAAUGCAAGUUCAAAUGAUGUUGCUAUUGGUUAUUUGAGAAAGAAAUUUAACCCUCGAGGGGGUUUAGUUCAAAAUGGUAAAUAUCUUCAUAUGAGAUGCAUGGCACACAUUGUGAAUUUGAUUGUUGUUGAAGGCUUAAAGGAAAUGAAUAAAUCUGUUGAACGUGUUAGGGGGGCUGUUAGAUAUGUGAGACAAUCUCCAGCUAGAUUACAAAAGUUUAAGAAGUGUGUUGUGAUGGAAAAGAUAGAGUGCAAGAAGAUGUUGUGUCUUGAUGGAGAGGGUUGGCCUAGUGUGGAUGAUUGGGCUAAUGUUAGAAACUUGAGGGAUUUCUUGGAACACUUUUAUGAAGUUACUUUGCGUAUAUCUGGCACUUCAUAUGUCACGUCUAAUAAUUUUUUUGAUGAGCUUUCUGAAAUUGAUAUUCUUUUACGAGAUGCUCAAUUAAAUAGUAAUGUUGAUUUCAAUGUUAUGGCCAUCAAGAUGAAAGAGAAGUAUGAUAAGUAUUGGGGUGAUAUUGAUAAGAUGAAUUGGUGGUGA
Messenger RNA from Gossypium arboreum, 1245 nucleotides. RefSeq names its product zinc finger BED domain-containing protein RICESLEEPER 2-like. The transcript has 3 exons. Bases 1 to 1245 code for a protein of 414 amino acids. The record is from RefSeq and is a predicted model, not a curated record. Gene Ontology annotation, molecular function: DNA binding. NCBI's taxonomy places the organism in Eukaryota, Viridiplantae, Streptophyta, Magnoliopsida, Malvales, Malvaceae.